This is a messenger RNA of Stylonychia lemnae, 492 nucleotides long. Lineage: Eukaryota; Ciliophora; Spirotrichea; Sporadotrichida; Oxytrichidae. The record is from the annotation of a GenBank genome assembly.
AUGAUAGUCGAAAGAGAAUAAAUAUUUUCAGAAACUGAUCUUAAGAAUGCAGAUCUAUUCCCUAACUAUAUUGUUGUGAGAAAAUAAAUCAAUAACUAGUCAAUUGAUACUGGUGAAUGGCAAGGAUUUAUCAAAGAUUUAAAAUACACUAUUAGAACUACAGCAGCUAAGUCUAAAGGAGAAAUUAUUCAAAAUUUUUGUACAUAAUUGGGGCUAAGAGUUGAUCAAAUCUAGUCAAACUAAAAGUUAAUGAAUCAAAGUAUUUAGGAGUAAAUAUAAUCAUUAAAUUAAUCAGAGGAGUUAAAAUUAGACAAAAAUCAGAAAGAUAUUGAUUCAAUAAAUUCAAAAAUUGAAGGACUUGAUGUUCAAGUUAGAGGACUAGAUGCUCAAAAUUAAGGACUUGAUUCUAAAAUAAUGAAACUUUAGAAUGAUAUGGACUUCAUUAAGAAUUCCAUGAUUUAACUUCUACAGAAUAAUAAUCAGGGAUUAUGA